AUGCUGGAUGAGCUAGAGCAAGAGUUCGACGACCAUCCGUCCUUGGAUGUGUCGCUCGAGGACUUCGAGAACAACAGCAAUCCCCACCGCUCUCCGGUCUUCGGGCUUCCAUCGCAGCACUCCGGAUUCCGAUCGGAAGACUCAGAAGAAGGUGAGAUCGAAGACCCUGCUGCGGGAGAGCGCUGGUCACCUCCAGGCCUGCGGCAGCAUGACUACGUGCGAGGCAGUGGCUGGUAUCGCCAUCAGCCGUACCUGCACAAGCCCAAUCCCAGUCUGGAGCUCAAACCGACGAUUGGGAUGACUCUUUCGCCGUCUAUGUCGCGCGAGCCGAGUCCACAGUAUGAGGAUGCGUUGGAAGGAGAUUCGAAUGAUCAUGAUAAUGCGGAUGUCACUAUUGCGGCCAAUGUGCCGCUUCCCAGAGGAUCUGCUUCGCCACAGAAGGGUCGAUCACCGAGCCCGGGACUGCCGCGACACAGUGCUGAGGCUGAUGAGUCGGACUUUGGAGGAGGAGGGAACCUGAGUAACUAUUUCCGUUUCGCUGUUCGCGCCGAGGUUCAGCACCGCGAGCCCUUUGCUGCCAUGUUUGGGUACUUGCGUACCCAGAUCGAGCGCAUCACCAGCACCAAGUCGAACACCACGCUUUCCGUCCUGAUUGUGUUGGUGUCUGUUGCAUUCAUGCGCGCCCUUCUCCUACCUGGCUUGCCCCAGUCCAUCCCGGAUCUAGUGAAGCUCUCAAGUUUUGCACGGUCCUUCGAGCCGCUGAUCUACUACUCCGAAAAUGGCGUACAGCAGAUUGGCACACUCCAAGAAACGGGAGUGGCCGUCUGGGAUCUCAGCGAGUCGGUGCGCGGCACCAAUAUGACCAGUGCUCCAAUCAUUGUGCGUCAACUAGACGAGUUGUCUGACUCGCUCAAGUCGCUCUCCCUGGAGUUGACCCGGUUCUUUGCAAACGUUGACUCGGACAUUGACUCGAUUCUCAUCGUGAUGGACUGGGCGAAGCGCGAACUUGAGACGCUAUCGGCGCAACCACCUAGUACUUUGCCGACUAUUGUUUUCGACAAUAUGCACAACAUGCUCUCCCGGCUCGGCGCCCUGGAACACACCGUCCAAGUCUCGGACGGGCCAACGACGACGACGUCCACCACAGUGGGUCACUUCGUAAUGGCCAUCUUCGGUCCGACCUCAGCCCAGCGCACACGCACCGCUCUCACACGAACCUUUACCGAGUUCCUAUCUGUGCUCGAAGAAUCAAUCAACAGCGAACUAACGCACUCAACCGCACUUUUCGCGCUUUUCGAAUCAAUCGACCGCCAAUUCCUCAAUCUCCAACGCACCGUCGUCCGCGAGUCCGACGCCCAAGAGCGCGCCGAGGGCGAGAUGCUCAGUUCCCUCUGGACUCGCGUCCUCGGUCCCGACGCCGCCGUGGUGCGCAAGUACGAGAAAAACAAGCGGCUUCUUGCCAAUGUGCGCAGCCGCACCGUUGCGAACAAACACCUUCUCGUCGAUCACCGCGGUCGUCUGCUGACUCUCAAGGUGAACCUGGAGACUCUGCGCCGAAAGCUGGUUAGCCCGCUCGUGCGGCGCAAUGACUCGGUUAGUUUCGUGGGCUCCGUGGAUGGGAGCAACGCUGCUAGCAGUGCUGGGACGCCAGGGCGCACCCUCAGUGCCGUUGAAGCAGUGAUAGAUGGCCAGAUCCGUGGACUGGAGGGCGCGUACGAUUACCUGCGCUCCGUUCGCGAGCAGCAGAAGGCAAAGCUCUUGGAGAUGGUCUAUGGCGCGGGGAGGAAACCUCCUCACUCUAUGCUAGGCGGGCUGGAUGGGCUGGAGGAUGCUAUUGAGGGCGCAUAG
Penicillium lagena is the source of this 1848-nucleotide messenger RNA. RefSeq lists its product as uncharacterized. The transcript is spliced from 2 exons. The coding region runs from base 1 to 1848 and encodes 615 amino acids. NCBI's taxonomy places the organism in Eukaryota, Fungi, Ascomycota, Eurotiomycetes, Eurotiales, Aspergillaceae. The record is from RefSeq and is a predicted model, not a curated record.